This is a messenger RNA of Quercus robur (English oak), 2079 nucleotides long. RefSeq names its product two-pore potassium channel 3-like. Lineage: Eukaryota; Viridiplantae; Streptophyta; Magnoliopsida; Fagales; Fagaceae. The transcript is spliced from 3 exons. The record is from RefSeq and is a predicted model, not a curated record. Gene Ontology annotation, cellular component: plant-type vacuole membrane. The coding region runs from base 324 to 1607 and encodes 427 amino acids. Gene Ontology annotation, biological process: stabilization of membrane potential; potassium ion transmembrane transport. Gene Ontology annotation, molecular function: potassium ion leak channel activity.
CCCCAAGUAAAUACACCUCUCCCUUUUUCUCUCUCUCUCUCUCUCUCUGCACCGCAUACCGAAUCCAUUAACACUUUUCUCUUUCUCAAACUCUCAACUUCCCUCGCCACCUUCCUAGGCUUCACAGUUACUUCACAGUCACACACGCACAAACCAUUAAACACAAACACAAAAACAAACCGACCGAAUCAUACUCUCAACAACAACAACCACCCUUUUUCUCGAACUCUUUGUUUGUGUUGUUUCAUUCGUUCCAUAUAAAACAAACAUCCUUAAAUUACUUUUUUUUUUCCUUAAACCAAGACAAAAAUUUUCAGACCCACAUGGAGAAAGAGCCUCUGCUUUCUUAUCUAAGCCCAAGAAAAAAAUAUCAAACAACACCACCGCCAGUAUUAGUACCACUCCCAGAAAACGAUGAGAUCUCUAUCCCUUUAACACCUUCUGAGCUCAAAGACCGUCUCAUCUUUGGACCCUUUUCCUCUUCUCCACAAGAAGCUUCACCUUUAGUUGAUGCCUUGACCCUUUCUCUCAGUUCUCCAAGACCCUCUUCUUCUUCCGUUUCUAUAUUUGACCCUUCAACCCCACAAGCUCAUGACACGCCUCAAUCCCAACAAGCUUGGCUACUUGACCCCAAUUGCCCAUGGACCAAAACAAAUCUUCACCGAUCCAAAACUGCACCGGCUAUGGCUGUUCUCAACGAUUUUACCCACCCGUCUGUGCCAAGACCUCAAUUUGGGUCUCAAUCUGUUGUGGGUCAAGCUUGUAUUCUUCUAAUUUUGUAUCUGUCAUUAGGGGUGGUUAUUUAUUGGUUUAAUAGGGACGAUUUCUCUUCUAAUGAGACACACCCUGUUGUGGAUGCUUUGUAUUUUUGUAUUGUCACAAUGUGUACCAUUGGUUAUGGUGACAUUACGCCCAAAACUACAACAACCAAGUUGUUCUCCAUAUUGUUUGUGUUGGUGGGGUUUGGUUUUAUUGAUAUAUUGCUGAGUGGGAUGGUCAGCUAUGUGCUUGAUUUGCAGGAGAAUUAUUUGUUGAGGACUAUGAAGAGUAAGGGUGGGAAAGAAGCCGGGAGGUCUUAUAUUGUUGAUGUGAAGAAAGGGAGGAUGAGGAUUAGGAUGAAGGUGGGAUUGGCAUUGGGGGUUGUGGUUCUCUGUAUUGGAAUUGGGGUGGCUGUAAUGCAUUUUGUGGAGAAGCUUGGGUGGGUGGAUUCGUUUUAUCUUUCAGUUAUGUCGGUUACCACAGUUGGGUACGGUGACCGAGCUUUUGAGUCCUUGACUGGUCGUAUUUUUGCUUCCAUUUGGUUGCUGUUUUCGACACUCGCGGUUGCUCGAGCAUUUUUGUACUUGGCCGAGGCAAGAGUUGAUAAGCGGCAUAGGAGGAUGGCAAAGUGGGUUCUUGGUCAGGACAUGACUGUCUCUGAGUUUCUUGCCGCUGACAUUGACAACAAUGGCUUUGUGAGUAAAUCAGAAUAUGUCAUAUACAAGCUCAAGGAGAUGGGAAAGGUAUCAGAGAAAGACAUUAUGCAGAUCUGUGACAAAUUUGAUAGGCUAGACACUGGAAACUGUGGAAAGAUAACUCUUGCUGAUCUUAUGGAGAACCAUCAUUGAUAUAAAAGACUCUUGGUAAGAUUCUUAUUAUAAUGCUACAGAAAGGCAGAAGAAAAUCCACGUUGUUAUUGUAAGUUGAUGAAGGUGCUACUAUGUAUUCAAGUUCCAUAAGUGGGAGUUCUAGGUAUCGAUUUGAGUUGUUCAACAAGAACAGUGGAUGAAGCGUGAUUAAUACGAGUGCAUCACAAACACCAUCUUUCAUGGUUUUAUUGCUCACUCAAUUGUACAAAUUGGUUAGAGACAGUGAUGGUCACUGCAUCUUCGAACUUGCCCUUGCCCUUGCCCUUGCCCAUCAUGAUGUGCGGUAGAUCAGGGGUUUUGACAUGUGGAACAAUUUUUCUGCCUGAAGCUAUUUUCAACUUUGUACAAAGUUAUGUUAGGACUACUUUUUCAAAGGUCUGUAUUUAUUCUUUGCGAAAACCUGAUGAUAAAAGAUUAUGAUCAAUCAUUAUAAAGUUUAUUAUUGGUUCUA